CCUAUGCCUGGGUCGCUAUGUGCUCUUUCUCCUGUAUCUCUUUGGAACGAAACUGAAAGAGAAAAGAAAGAUAAAAUCUUACCGGCACAAUGGGUUCUUGCCGGUCAGCCCUCGCGGCGAUAGCCCUGGUCUCGCUGAUUGGAUAUUCCUCGAGCAUGGGCGUGUUGAUGUCGCCCACACUUAGAGAUCUACAGCUCGCAGCGAAUCUAGGCUUGGAUGCAGAUACCGUGCUCUUUCGCCAUGAGAACUUUCGUACGAUGGUUGCCAACUCGGCUGCAGAAAAUGUUCCAGCGGAAUAUGCUACACUUCCCAUCGACCACGGAGAUCAUUCAGUUGGUACUUACAAGAACCGAUACUGGGUCACGGAUGCAUACUAUGAACCAGGGGGCCCAGUCAUUGUAUAUGAUGGCGGCGAAGCAAACGCUGAAUCGUCAGCCCAGGCGUACCUGAGCAACUCGACUCAAUUCUUCCAACAGUUCCUGAAAGAAUUCAAUGCCAUUGGUAUCGUAUGGGAGCAUCGCUACUACGGGGAUUCGCUACCCUUCGAUGUUGGCCCCGAUACACCAGUUGAAAAUUUCAAAUAUCUGACCAACGAGCAAGCCCUGGCUGAUUUGCCAUAUUUCGCUAGCAACUUCAGCCGAGCAGCUUUUCCCGACCAAGAUCUUACACCGAAGUCGACACCGUGGGUUAUGGUUGGAGGGUCUUAUUCCGGAAUGCGCGCAGCAUUCUCCCGAAAUCAAUAUCCAGAGACCUUCUUCGCUGCCUUCUCUUCAUCCGCCCCGGUAGAGGCUCGUAUCGAUUUGAGUGCCUAUUGGGAUCAAGUGUAUCGUGGAAUGGUGGGGUACGGAUAUGAAACUUGCGCCAAAGAUCUCCAUGCCGCGCUCGCAUAUAUCGACGACCAGUUGGAUGGUAGCCAGACUGCCGCGAGUAUCAAACGACUCUUUCUGGGACCAGGAGCGGAAAACAACGCCAAUGCCGACUUCACAGCUGCUCUUACCUCAAUCUACGGUUUAUUCCAAAGCUAUGGAAUGGGCGGUGGCUCUGCAUCCCUCAGCGCUUUAUGCGGCUAUUUGGAAUCAAGCAGCGGAAACAACACUAACAGUACCUUCGCUAUAAUCAACACUGGCCAGGCUGUGACAAAGAGGCUUUCUUCGUGGCCGAUGAUGACUCCUUUGAUGAAUAGCUUUUUUGGCACCAACUGCAAAGGUUCAGACACCUCGCGCUCAUCAUCUUGUGAACUCGGUCGGCCAUCCACCAACCCAGACACUAUCAGCUGGACCUGGCAGUACUGUACGCAGUGGGGGUAUUUCCAGAGCGAUAAUAUUGGCCCACAUGCGCUUUUAUCCAAAUAUCAGACGAACGACUAUGCCCAGCAGGUCUGUUAUCGACAAUUCCCAGACGGCUUGAGUAGCGGUCUGCUGCCACCCCAGCCGCAAACUGCUCUGGUAAAUGCGCAAACCGGAGGUUGGACAAUACGGCCAUCCAAUGUUUACUUCAGCGGUGGGCAAUAUGAUCCAUGGAGGCCUCUCUCGACGCUGUCAACCGAAUCAUUCGCCCCAGCCAAUGUCAAUUUCACGACAGAGGUCCCCGGCUGUGGGGUUCGCACCAGCGAGGACGAGGUGUUCGGAUACAUCAUGCCCAACGCAGAGCACUGUUUCGACUUCCGCACUACUUUCCCCGCUGGGGCCACCUCGAGAGGGUAUUUCAUCAACGCUUUGAAGGAAUGGUUGCCAUGUUUCCAGAAAGGGCAGUGAAGACGCGUUUUGUUUUUUUUGUUUUUUUCCGUUUCCUUUGUGUAUAUAUAUUGCAUCUGUUCAUUGUACGUAGUUUCGUUAGCGUUGUGUAUAUAUAGUAGCAAUGGGGUGCAAACCUAGUUUAUAAAUAAACCAUCUUUUGCAG
Paecilomyces variotii is the source of this 1899-nucleotide messenger RNA. Its product is annotated as putative serine peptidase, family S28. The transcript has 3 exons. NCBI's taxonomy places the organism in Eukaryota, Fungi, Ascomycota, Eurotiomycetes, Eurotiales, Thermoascaceae. Gene Ontology annotation, molecular function: dipeptidyl-peptidase activity; serine-type exopeptidase activity. Gene Ontology annotation, biological process: proteolysis. The record is from RefSeq and is a predicted model, not a curated record. The coding region runs from base 90 to 1754 and encodes 554 amino acids.